Molecule: messenger RNA, 594 nt
Organism: Salvia hispanica
Lineage: Eukaryota; Viridiplantae; Streptophyta; Magnoliopsida; Lamiales; Lamiaceae
Source: RefSeq, a predicted model, not a curated record
AUGGGUGAGACGACUAGUCUAAAUGUGCUCCGACAGUUUUGUAAGGACAUAAAGGAAGUCUUUGGUCCGGAGUUCCUACGAAAGCCAACCCCUGAUGAGUGCCAGAGACUGCUAGAUAUGCACGGUGCGGUGCACAGUUUCUCCGGGAUGAUGGGCAGCAUUGAUUGCAUGCAUUGGGAGUGGAAAAACUGCCCGGUGGCGUGGAAAGGUUCGAACAAUGACAUCAACGUUCUGCAGUCGUCGCCUAUCUUCAAUGAUGAGUGCCGGGGAGAGGGUCCAGAGAUCAGUUUUGUAGCAAAUGGCACGCAGUAUCGCAGGGGAUACUAUUUGGCAGAUGGAAUAUACCCUCGUUGGCCCGUAUUCUUCAAGACACUUUGCCAACCGGCUGGAGCGAAGAGACAAUAUUUUGCGCGAAAACAAGAGGCCGCUAGGAAAGAUGUUGAGCGAGCUUUUGGUGUGCUCCAAGCGCGAUGGGCCAUUCUACGCUGCCCGGCACGAGUUUGGCACGAAGAUGAUGUCGCGAAUAUUAUGGUAGCAUGUAUCAUAUUGCACAAUAUGAUAAUAGAAGAUGAAGGAUUUGCUGCAGAACGUUGA